Neoarius graeffei (lesser salmon catfish) is the source of this 2524-nucleotide messenger RNA. It is a transcript of the gene cetn2, whose product is annotated as centrin, EF-hand protein, 2. Gene Ontology annotation, molecular function: enzyme regulator activity; calcium ion binding. The record is from RefSeq and is a predicted model, not a curated record. Gene Ontology annotation, cellular component: centrosome; central plaque of spindle pole body; centriole. The transcript has 5 exons. Bases 175 to 693 code for a protein of 172 amino acids. Lineage: Eukaryota; Metazoa; Chordata; Actinopteri; Siluriformes; Ariidae. Gene Ontology annotation, biological process: mitotic cell cycle; nucleotide-excision repair; centriole replication.
AAGUGUAAGCGAGGUGUCGUGAGGCAGCAAUGGUGUAUCCACAUCCUUUAUCGUUGUAAAAGCUUCUUAUAUCCUAUACAGGAAAUCGGAGAGGGUUUUAUACCCCACAUACUGACAGACUGUAAGGACAGAAAGACUCCUCUGAUCGCUGUGUACUGCACUUCUGACACCGUAAUGGCCACCAGUGCCAAAAGGCCAUCGCUUGGAGCUGUGGCUCCUCGUAAGAAAGCCAAUCCUAAACCCGAACUGACAGAAGAAAUAAGGCAGGAGAUACGAGAAGCCUUUGAGCUGUUCGACACAGAUGGUUCAGGCUACAUAGAGGUGAAAGAGCUCAAGGUUGCAAUGAGGGCUCUUGGCUUUGAGCCAAAAAAAGAGGAGAUCAAGAAAAUGAUUGCAGAUGUCGAUAAGGACAGCACUGGCAAGAUCUCAUUUGAUGACUUCCUGGCAGUCAUGAGCCAAAAGAUGGCUGAAAAGGACUCCAAAGAAGAAAUUCUAAAGGCCUUUCGAUUGUUUGAUGAUGACGAAACUGGUAAGAUAUCAUUCCGCAACCUAAAGCGAGUUGCCAAAGAGCUUGGUGAGAACCUUACUGACGAGGAGCUUCAGGAGAUGAUUGAAGAAGCAGACCGAGAUGGUGAUGGAGAAGUGAGUCAGCAGGAGUUUCUUCGAAUCAUGAAAAAGACAUGUUUGUACUGAAUAAGCGGAAUAUUAGACGUCCAUAUGAGCAGUAAUUUGGUAUCAUCACAGAUCUAGUGCAUCAUUUGCAAAGACACUAAAAUGCACAAUUUCAUACAAAGAUAAUCGGGGGAGAUGAAUGGAAAAGCAUAAAAGAUGGUUGUGUGAAUAUAUUAACACUACAAGGCUUUUGGGAAACUGGUCCAAGACAUCUGAGUGUUACUUCAGAGUGUUGUUUCUAAAUGUAACUGAUUAUAUUGAAUCCUUUAAGAUGUUUUAGAGAAAAAUAUAGCAUUCAGUAAUGUGUCAAAAUUAACUUAACUUGGGAAAUUUCCUGACUACAACCAAAUAUUUGAAAUGGUUGGUUUUUGAAGUGUUCACUUCAGCAGUGUGUACAACGGUCUUUACAUCCAAAACUUUGGCCUUAGUGUCAACCCAGUCCAAGGGUUUAUUGUAACAUGACUAUUUAGCCUGAGUGUGCUGCUUAUUACUCCUGAGAACAAUGUUUCAGGGAGUGCUGUAAUGAGUAACGUGUGCUAAGCUUGCUGUGUGUCUGAAUUUUAAGGCAGGGAAUCGUUACAUCCUCUUUCCUUUGUCCACAGUUCUGUAUGGUGAUCUUAUGACUAUUUUUUUUUCACUUUAUAUAGGCAUAUCAGGUGAAAAUUCAAUUUUUUUUUUCUUAAAAACUUUAUUUUUCAAGAUAUUUACAUGGAAAUUGGCAGGCAUAUACUGUAGAUGGUUGUAUACUGAAUACAAAGUUUGAAAAAUUAGUAAAAACCAAUUGUACAAAUUUGUAUUUAAUUAGUUUCAAUUAUGCUAAUUGGGUAAAAAUGUUCAAUCGGAACACUCUUCUUCAAAGUUUCACCUAAUGGCUUUAUUUGUGCAAUAUAAAGCUGAUCUUAACUCUCAUUUAUACAUCACAAAGAAGGAGAAAUCAAUGUUAAUUAUAAAAUAUGCAUAAAUAAGCAUUGAAUGUCAUUCACAUCUACCAUUCUCUGUCAAAAUAAAAAAGUAAUAAAAGAUUAUUUCUAAUACCCUCUUUGUAAGCAGGGCCUACUAGUGUUUAUAUGAAAGAAUAUAAAUGAUUAUUUUGAUUAAUAUUCACAGCUUUCAAGGCUAACCUCAAAAAAACUGUGUGAGCCACAUCCAAUAAACAGUUCCAAUUAAAUUGAACUGAAAUUGACACUCGCAUUUCUGACUUCCGUUUUUUUUAAAUACCAUUCCGACCACUAAGCUCUCAAUAUUUUUCAUCAAAACAACAACAAUUAUCAAACAGUUUGAUUUGAAAAAAUAAGUAGGUAAAGCUAUGAAAACUCACUUCAAAGUCUUCUGUGAAGCAUAACAUCAGAACUAGCUGACGGAAAAUUUUGCUGAAUACUUCAUCAGAAACAGUGGGAGCUCGAGAACAUCCCUAUAAAAAAGUUAUCUGAUUGAUAUUCAUGAGUAAUCCAGUUAGAAACUGAUCAGAAGAGAGAGAGCCUGAGCACUUUCUCGUGACUCAAAAAGCACCGACAGUUCCCCGGCGUCACGCGAGCAGAGUUUUUACUCUGUUGUACCAAAAUCAGCCUGCCGUUACUCCCAAAGUACUGAACAGAUCUUAAAGAGAUUAAUUUCUUUGAAAAGCAGAGAUUUUAAGCUUUUUACCGAUCAUAUUCACGAUAGAAAAUAUUCAAGUUAAGCAAUGACAGAUUUGGAAACUCAGAUGAGCGUCUGCAUGCACAAUUUUCACAGCACGGCCAGCAAGCAUCUGAUCUGCCUACUUUAUAUUACGUUUCCUCUUUAUGUUGUCUAUUAUUAACUGCCAUUUGGUGUUUUGUAUAAGUCAGAAUAAAUGUUUAAAAGUAUAAAUUAG